AUGCCUAGCCACUUUGCCAGCUUAAAAGAGCAAAACACUGAUGGCGUCGGAAACGUGGCAGCAUCGUGUGCUGCCGACAGAUAUCAGUGUACGUGCUUUUUCGACCGUUUCCAUACGGUCCAAAUCGGGACCCACUUUCCGAUAAGAGUUAGCUCUUUAUUUUUAGGGGGGCCGCUGCUGCCCUGCGAGUCAGUGUUGUUUUCGCGUAUUGGCUUGUCCUAUUGGAGAGCUUGUGAUUGGGUGGCACGUGGUACAGGGGAAGACUCGUGGGCCGCUGCCGCGAGUCACUGUUGUUUUCGCGUAUAG
Molecule: messenger RNA, 306 nt
Organism: Prunus armeniaca (apricot)
Lineage: Eukaryota; Viridiplantae; Streptophyta; Magnoliopsida; Rosales; Rosaceae
Source: the annotation of a GenBank genome assembly